CCAGAGUUGUGGUAUAUAUAAGGAUGGAGGGAAACAUUCGAAGCAGGAUGCAAACGAGACCUCGUCAGUCAGUCGAAGGAGAAGAAGCAGAAGAAGAAGAACAACAAGCAGCCUCUCACUUUUCACACAUUUCCACCACAUCGAGCCCGAGCCCAUCCUCAAGAUGCCCCUCUCCACCAACGACAAAACCAACGAGACGGCCGCUGCUCUGGUCAAGACGUUGCAAGGAGCAUUCCACACCCCGCCGGGCUUCAGACCAGCGCACGCGCGAGGGAUUCUCCUCAACGGCACCUUCACGCCGACCGCAGAGGCCGGCGCGCUGAGCUCGGCGCACCACUUCCACGCCAGCUCGACGCCCAUCAUCGUGCGCUUCUCCAACUCGACGGGCAUCCCGCAGAUCCCGGACAACGCGGGCGACGCGAACCCGCGCGGCAUCGCGGUGCGGUUCGUGCUGCCGGACCACGACGGGCGGCGCCAACACACGGACGUGAUCGCGCACUCGACGCCCUUCUUCCCCGUGCGCACGGGCGAGGACUUCCUCGAGCUGCUGGCCGCCAUCGGCGCCUCGGCCGCGCCCGACGCCCCCACCCCGUCGCCCAUCGAGGUGUACCUGGGCAAGACGCCGUCGGCGGCGGCGUUCGUCGGCGCGCCCAAGCCCACGCCCGCCAGCUUCGCCACCGAGAAGUACUUUGGGCUGAACGCGUUCAAGCUGAUCGCCGCCGACGGCACGGGCACCUACGUGCGCUACCGCAUCACGCCGGACGCGGGCGAGGCCCACCUGACCGACGACGAGGCCAAGGCCAAGGACCCGGCGUUCCUGCACAACGAGAUCCAGACGCGCAUCAUCGACGGCGGCGCCGCCUUCACCCUGUGGGCCCAGGUCGCCGAGGAGGGCGACCCGACCGACGACGUGACCAUCCACUGGCCCGAGUCGCGCCGGCUCGUCAAGCUGGGCACCCUCAAGCUCGAGGCCGUCGCCGACGACAACGACGAGAAGCAGCGCACCAUCAUCUUCGACCCCGUGCCCCGCGUCCCCGGCCUGCAGGCCAGCGCCGACCCCAUCAUCGACAUGCGCGCCAGCGUCUAUCUCAUCUCCGGCCGCGAGAGGAGGGCCGCGGGGCCUCACCACUGAUCCCCAGUCAAUACCCCGACUUCUCGUGCUGCGAGGGCAUCGGUCUGCAGGAGUGGGCUAUAAUACCGUGACGUGAUCGGCUCUACCUGUCCGUCUGCAAGUCUGCCUCUCAGUAUGCAUCACAUAUAUACAUAUUUACAUACCUCCCAUAUCUACCUUACGUGCCUAGUGCGUUUUGUUUAAUACCGGAAGUUGGAUUCUGGAAUAUAUUUUCGCCCAUUUGAAAUACCCGUUCCUCCCCUCCCCUCCACUACACAUGUUUGGGUGCUUGGGAGAAGAAGAGCAGGCAGAGUACGGAACACCCGUUGGAACUCCAUGCGCUUCAUCGCUCAAAUUGCAAAAGCCUUCCCGCUCUCAAGUCUCGGAGCCCGGGCUGUGGUCUGGGGUUAUAUGUGCAGCUGGC
Messenger RNA from Cladophialophora immunda, 1535 nucleotides. RefSeq lists its product as uncharacterized. The transcript has 2 exons. The coding region runs from base 164 to 1132 and encodes 322 amino acids. Gene Ontology annotation, cellular component: mitochondrion; cytoplasm; peroxisome. Lineage: Eukaryota; Fungi; Ascomycota; Eurotiomycetes; Chaetothyriales; Herpotrichiellaceae. The record is from RefSeq and is a predicted model, not a curated record. Gene Ontology annotation, molecular function: catalase activity; heme binding. Gene Ontology annotation, biological process: response to hydrogen peroxide; hydrogen peroxide catabolic process.